UCAUUGCUUUUCUUGCCUUUGCCAUUCGAUGAUGGCUACUCGAUGAAAAUUUUCUGACAUUUCAAAAUUUGGAUAGUUAAAAAAUUGAAGGAAAUACAGUUGUUUUUUAACAGUGAUUAGUGCUUGAAGUGUUAAAAUGGCUCAAUUAUUUUUAAAAAGAAUUAAGAUUUCUCCAUAUUGCCAUAAGUCAAUCAUUCAAGGUCUCUGUGUGUGUUUUUUUUGUUCUCAAUGCAAUGGCAGCGAAUGAUGUGUUAUCCGCCAUCGACUGUUGUGCUCAGUGAAGAAGAAAUGGUUACACAACACCGUCUCCAUCUCCAUGGAAUUUGAGGCUGCUUUGGCAUCCGGAUGAAAAAAAAGUCCGCUGCAACCAUGAAGAGAAUCAAGUGAUUGUGUGAUCGGGUGAAACCAGUCAACCAAGCAAAACUAAGAUAUAUAGAGGAAAAAAUAUAUAGGAAGGUAAAAAAACCUCGAAAAGCAGUGAGUCAUUUCGAAUAUUGAUUUUGAAGGCAGAAUAGUGUGAUAUCUUUCCGAAAGUGUUAGUGCAUAGUAGUCGAAAAUUUCUGUCGCGUAAUUUCGUCCUGAAAUAUUGAGAAGAAACAAACAGUGAGUGUCAACAAGAAGAAAGAAAGAGAAGCUGCAGUCUAGCUGCUAGCCUCCAGGCGCUAGCCAAAUACGUCUUGAGCUGGAGAAACGCUCAUCUUUUGCUUGUGCAAGUGUUCAAGAGUUUGUGUGGAAAAAGGAAAAAUACCCUCCCAAGUGCGGUUUGUUGCUCGUGUGGCACGUGGUCGUAAAGUCCGGAAUUUUCGUGGGGAACAUAAUGCAUGCAUCGUUUCUCUGUAUUACCGGAAGCAAAGUGUAACGACCACCAACAGAGCCCCAGCCGGGAAGUUAUCCACCUCCCACACUAAACUUCAGGAAAGAAUCGACCACCCGAAACGGAACCUUUGGAGAACAUGGAAGGCUCGGGCGAUGGUUCACCUCAAUCAUCGAUGUGCAUGGUGAAGGCGGCCGAGCUCUUCCCGAAACCCGUGCUCGAGAAGGAAGAGGAGAAGCUAACCGUACACUUCGCCGAAUUGGCUGGCGAAUCCGUAAAGUAUCUCGGUAAAAAUGAAGACGGUGUCCUGGCACUGUCCAACUACCGAUUGUUCUUGCUGAAAAACUCGACCGGAGCGGAAACGUCCGUUCCUCUAGGUUUAAUUGAGUCCACACAGGUACGCGACCUCUCUCAGCUGAUUAUCAACUGCAAGGACGCUAGUACAGUAAAAUGCACUUUUAAAACAUCGGAACAGUGCUCCGAGUGGCAAAGGCGGAUCACGCUCUCGAUCGGUGUCCCCGAAACACUGGAGUGUUUGUUUGCCUUUCCAUUCCACGCGUGGGCCUCGGAAUCGCCGACACUGAACCAGGAUAACGAAUGGUACGGCCGGUUGCAGCGCGUCGGUAACUACGACGAUGACUUCCGGAAAGAGGUUGAACGGCUACAGUUCGACCUACGGGGUGCCUGGCGGAUUAGCCAUGUCAACGCAGAAUUCAAGCUUUGCCCGUCGUACCCGAGAAUGCUACUCGUGCCAGCCUGCAUAUCUGACGAUACACUGCAAAAUGUUGCCAGUUUUCGAAGUUCCCGCCGGAUUCCGGCCGUCGUUUGGAGGCACGAAAGAACGGGAGCGGUGAUCGCUCGCUGCAGCCAGCCGGAAGUCGGUUGGCUUGGUUGGAGAAACUCCAAAGAUGAGCAACUACUUAAAGCUCUCUCGGAUGCGUGUGCAUUCGAUCGUGGAACGGAGAAUGCGUCACGAACGCGUCACAAUUCGACCGCAUCUAACGAAAGCAGUCCGCCAAGUCCCGAGGGAAGCCACGAGGAAGUGGAAAUGGAUGAACCCAAGAAAAUACUGAUCGUCGAUGCACGAUCGUAUGCGUCAGCCGUCACAAAUCGUGCCCGCGGUGGAGGCUGCGAAUGUGCCGAGUAUUAUCCGAGUGCCGAAAUACAGUUCAUGAACCUGGGAAAUAUUCACGUGAUCCGUAAAAGCUUCCACGCCUUGCGGCAGCUGUGUUCGACCCAGUCUGACAUACCAAACUGGUUAAGUCUACUGGAGCGAACCAUGUGGCUACAGCACGUGGCGGGAUUGCUUACCGCUUCGAUGACCGUGUGUCGCGCCAUCGAAGCCAAGGGGCGUCCCGUGCUGGUGCACUGUUCCGACGGAUGGGAUCGAACGCCACAGAUUGUGGCCACAGCGCAGCUCUGCCUAGAUCCCUACUAUCGUACAAUUGAAGGAUUCCGUGUGCUGGUGGAACGCGAAUGGCUCAGCUUUGGACACAAGUUCGCCGACCGCUGUGGGCAUGGACCGGGAUCCGAUGAAACCAACGAGCGAUGCCCGGUGUUCCUGCAGUGGCUGGACUGUGUGCACCAGAUUCAUCAACAGUUUCCGUGCAGUUUCGAGUUCGAUAUGGGUUACCUGAUCAAAUUGGCCCAGCAUUCCCAUUCGUGCUUGUUCGGUUCGUUUCUGUGCAACACCGUCAAAGAGCGGCAGGAGAACAGCGUACCCGAUCGGACCUUUUCCGUUUGGCCCUUCAUCUCGGGGCCAAUGUACAAGAAUCACCUAUACGUGCCGAAUCGGGAACGUGUUCUGUGGCCUGCGUACAGCGUACGAGACUUGAGACUGUGGACUGAGGUCUAUCUGGGUAGUUGGGGCGGAAAUCAAAGCUGUGCCGAUUAUCCGGCUAAUGGCGAUGGCGUUUCCGGACAGGAACUGAGCGGGUCAAUGACGAAAACACGUUCGUACGGAGAUCUUAUGACUGGAAUAAACGAAGGCGGCUUAACGAGGAGAUCGAGCGAUCCCAACAUGACGGUUGACUCUAGCAUUCUUGCCGGUUCGCUGAACCUAUCUGCGGAGAACUCCAUCGACUCCAACGUGUCGUCCGAUCGGGAAAUCUCACCCGAUCUGAUCGACCACCACACCAGCUCGCUAGCAAUGAUACAACACACUACCCAGAAACUACAAAGUCUAACUCAGGAGCUCAACCAGUCCGACGAGGAGCUGGAGAAUAACAUCAAAAACACAAAACGGGGAGCGAUCGGAGAACAGCUGCAGCAACGUUCGCCGGUCGCCAGCGAAAUUAUUACGUCUAGUCUCUUUAUUAAUGGAAAUAGUGAUAGUUACAACUUUAAGCCAAUUGUUCCUGAACAGCCGACGGCGCCAGCAGUGGUUCCUCAGUCGAGUACUCCACCGCCGGCGCUCCAAAGGCAUCAUCUGAUGGACGAAAUCGACGAGAACACGUCGCGGAUCGUCAAAAUCGAGAGCUACCUGGGCGAUGUGGUCGACGGACGGCCCAACGCCGUUCGGGUUGCGAAGCCCAUUCCCGCUACUGAUGCGAUCGGUGGUUUCGGGUCGACUGAUAUGAUGGAGAGUGUAGACUUGAGCGGAAAAUCCCCUUCGCCGCCGACGGUACCACCGUCGCCCCAGCACUCCGGGGCGAACUUGUGGCACGGUUCAGUCGAAACCAGCACCGACACGCUCGUCCCGCUGGAUCAGUAUCCUUCGCCGAAACGGAUUGCUAUCAACCGGCUCGACGCAGGUACGCUAGAGUCCGACGAUUGCUGCGAGGACACCGAAACUACUAUAGACCUCGAUACUACCCUGAAGGCUGAAAGCACUACACUAGAAGAUGACAUCGCCGAUGGUAUUAUCAAGCAAGAUGAUAGUAUUAGUUUAGAUGUAGCUAAUAGCAACGGUAGACAUGACCAUCACAAAGACUUGAACGUAAGUAAUGGGAGCGAUUUUACGACUAGUACUACUGCUGCCGCUCAGACUGGUGAUAGUAACGGAUGUGAUCUAUUUAGUGAUAGUAAGAAUAGGAAAAACUUCAAUCAUGGUAAAACCAGGAACGAAAAUAAUCAAAAUUCUAUACCAAAAGAGCAUGUUGAUAGUCGAGUAAGAAAUAUACUUCCGGAUGGUCGACCACCCACGCAACCGUUGGUUGCAACGCAGUGUCCCGAAGGCAAGAAACAAAAAUACUCCAAUCUGAUGGACGAGAGUAUCAUCAUGCAACCGCAGUUUCAACAAUUGGAAAUCAACGGAAAGCAUCCAACAGACACUGGGUCGGCUGUAUAUUCUCACCAGCAAUUUAGUUCUUUCCCGUAUCACCAGCAUCACAGUCAAAUAAACCACAGUGCAGUAGCUGGAGGCGUACAGAUCCAACCGCAGCAGCAACAACCGCAACAGCAGCAGCAGCAACAGCAACUUCAGCAACACGUUGCUCUGUCCCAUUAUCAACCGCAAAACCAACGACGGAGACGAAAUUCAUCAAACUCGAAAAACGAUAUGAGCCCCAACAAACCAACCAAUGGAAGUAUAUCCCCAAGUGCCACAAAUUCUCGCUUCUCGACGCCGGGCGCCCGCUCACUGCCACUGACACCGCCGAGCGUGCCGUUUUCGGCCGAGCGUCCACCGGUGGCUGCGCUUUCCUGUCCGGAUGGCCUUGCCCACGCUCUGUCGGAGCAAAACUUGCGACUACAGCAGAUCGUCUACGAGCACAGGCUCCGCGAGGAGGCACUCCAGCGCGAAUUGUACGCGACCCGGCUGGCGCUACUGAAGAGAACCUGCCACAACUGCAACAACCAACAGUACGGUAACGACGAUCCGACAUCCAUGGUCGAUUCCAUAAUCGAGAAUGCCUCCAACUGUUCCUGGGAAGCGGUUGAUGAACGCAGUGCGCCCUCAUCGGGAGCGAACUCUUCCCAGCAGAUUACCAGUAGCGUCCUGUGGGUGCCAGACCAUGCCGUAUCCCGGUGCACCACCUGUCAGAUCGAGUUUUGGCUGGGACGCCGAAAACACCACUGUCGCUCGUGUGGACAAAUUUUCUGCGCCGACUGUUCCGAGUACUGGGCACCGCUCCCGGACGAGAAACUGUUUCAACCGGUUCGACUGUGUGGCCCCUGUUACCAAAACGUCAGCGGAAAAAUUGUUGGCGGCAAUCAGCAGCCGACAAUGAGCGGUAGUAGCGCAACCGUAAGUAACAGCGUCGUAAGCGGUCAGCAUGGUAAUUUUAUGAACGGAAGUGUCCUAGUAGCUACCAAACAGCACAACGGUUCGUCAGCUUCUACACCAGCAGCAGUCAGCCAUGAGGCAAAUAACAACAGUGUGGCCGCGGCCUUAAUGACAUCAAUAAACACGGUCGCCACGAACAGUCUGUCAAGUAACUUAGAGAAUUGCAAGCACGCUGCUGCUUCCGCCACAAUAACAAGCACGUCUUGCAGUGCUAGCGCCAAUAGCAAUUCCGACCGAGGGACAUGUAAAGCUACCACUGCUACUAACUAGAAUGACCGUAUUGUUAUCCCUCGUCCCAUGUAAGUCCUGUUGUUUAAUUUUACUUUCAACUAUUUAUGCAGUAUCUGUUCUAUAGUUUGUUUUUAUUUUUUCCGCUUUUUGUCAUUAGCUAGUUCCCACUUUUAUUUAAAACAAUGUUUUAUCUUUAAUUUUUUUUAACGAGGGCUAUUUGUGAGAAUAUCGAUUGCCGUUUAACACAUUAUGGACGCAAUGAACUAUCAUUCUCAUUUUUCACACAUGCAUAAAGAAAUACAUAUGACAAGGUUAAUUGUACUAUUACAAGUAAUGCUUUUCCGCAAAAAAAGAGGUAUAUAAAAAAUGUUACAAAUGGUAUAAUAUUGAUAUAAACGUCAGCAAAGCUAAAUUACAGUGGACUACAAAAGAAUCGUAUAGAAGCAUACACACUAGAGCAAAACUAUUAGGAGGAAAGCUAUAGCAGCAACAACACACAAUUGUAUACAGGCAAAACAUUAUUAGUGAUAAAUAAAUUCAUUGAGUGAAUAAC
Messenger RNA from Sabethes cyaneus, 5823 nucleotides. Its product is annotated as myotubularin-related protein 3. Gene Ontology annotation, biological process: dephosphorylation; regulation of autophagy. The transcript is spliced from 14 exons. Bases 954 to 5309 code for a protein of 1451 amino acids. NCBI's taxonomy places the organism in Eukaryota, Metazoa, Arthropoda, Insecta, Diptera, Culicidae. Gene Ontology annotation, molecular function: protein phosphatase binding; phosphatidylinositol-3,5-bisphosphate 3-phosphatase activity; metal ion binding. The record is from RefSeq and is a predicted model, not a curated record.